This is a messenger RNA of Bombina bombina (fire-bellied toad), 3109 nucleotides long. It is a transcript of the gene C7H3orf18, whose product is annotated as chromosome 7 C3orf18 homolog. Lineage: Eukaryota; Metazoa; Chordata; Amphibia; Anura; Bombinatoridae. The record is from RefSeq and is a predicted model, not a curated record. The transcript is spliced from 5 exons. The coding region runs from base 188 to 586 and encodes 132 amino acids.
GUUUUAGCAUCCUGUAACAGGAGAAGCACCUGAUACCCCAGGAAGACACCCCCGGGGUAGAUAUCCUAGAAUUGCCCACGGGAGAGAGUGAGCUGCUGGUCUGACUGACAAGUUCCAGGUGAGGUGUCUCCAAGAGUGGCUGCGGGAUGUGCGUCUUGGUGUCCCGGUUUCUGGGGAUACCACAGACAUGAGUAACGGGACUGUGAAAUUGCCGUUAUAUGUGGGAGUCACAGGGGAGCCUGGUGUGGUUACUGCCCCCUAUAAUGGCACCAAGGGGGCAGAGUCCAGCGAAACUUCUACCAUGAGCACCUGGCUGCUCUCACUUGGCAUCGUCACUGUGAUUGGACUGGCUGUGGCAAUGGUUCUGUACAUCAGAAAACAAAGGAGGCUGGAGAAACUCCGUCAUCAGUUGAUGCCAAUGUAUAAUUUUGACCCAGCCGAGGAGCAGGAAGAUUUGGAACAGGAACUGCUGGAGCCAAACAGAGACAUGCAGUCCCAGGGCAAGGUACUUCUCACCAGCCUGUGCCCACUGCAGAGACCCACUCGUCUUGUCUUCACAGACGUGGCAAACUCGAUCACCGCCUGAAGAGUGAGAUCACCGUUACAGAAUUACAACCAGUCACUGUGACUCACUGUGUCAUUUUUGUCACUGUGCCCAGGGCUAGAUUAUGGCAGCCCACUAUACAGGGCUAAGUCACUCCUGGCACUGCUGCAGGGGAGGGAAAGCUUUGCAGACACCCAGUCAUACACUAGGCCACUGACUGCUCUCUAUACACUUAUAGAAAUCUCUUUGCCAGCUGUUUUCUUUACAAUAUGUGGUGUACCCCAAAGAGGUAGCACGUAUAAGGUGCUCUGCACGCACACACAAUAUAAACUAUUUCAUAGGCAAACUGUUCUUUCAGUAAUACUAUUUUGUACUGACUUUUACUGGGUGUGCACUCAUAUGACGCUUUGUGUUAUCACCGUUCUCUGUUCUGAAGCACUAGAAUACUCAUAUGCUAGUGAGUGUAUUGUCACACGGCUCUAAGGAGCUGUAUGCUAGUAUUUACAUACACUGACCUGCCCCACUUUGUGCAGAAGACUUAAAAUACACUGACUCUACAUUGUCUCCAUAGGUUUAACUACCAUGUUGCUAUCUGACCCGCAUACACAGGGGGCCCGUGGAUCUGGAUAUAGGGCUGAGAAUUUGUGCCCAAAUCAGCGAAUAUGUUAUGUGUUUGGCAGUAUGAUUGUAACCCAGGAGAAGUAUUAUAUUGUUUGUUUUCUUUUGUGUGUCACCUUGGGCAAACCCAUCACCAUUCACCGCCACUCAUUCAACUGUGAUAGAUACAACAUUAUUCUCAUUUUAUAAUAUUAUGUUUGAGGAGGCGUCAUUUAUAGUAUAGUUUUUUUACAAUUUUUAAGAGUCUGACAUGAGCUAUUCAGACCACAGGGUCCCUGGCAUCCUUUUAUAUAAAUGUGAGUUAUAUGUAUGUAUAUAUGAGGGCUAAGUGAAAGGGGUAGUGGAAAGAGCACAAGUCAGAUUUUUCUUCUCAGGCACAAUGGUACCUAGUUCUGUGUGUACUGAGUAAGUGCGCAGAAGUGAACAAACAGUGACUUCCUGUUACCAUCAUGAUCUGCUUUAAUUAGAUGCCCUUCCGUUUUAGCACUACCCGAAACAAUCACUGCAAAGACUAAGAAUUGGUUUAGCAUUUUAUCAUUGCUCUACAGAAAAGCUAGCUAGUGUGUAUAUAAUUUGUGUGCACCUGAGGGCUUCAAGGGGCCCCUAUGCACCAGCCCGUGGCCUCCAUCCUUUCCUCUAGUGUAGAGAGCUAAUGUCUAACCAACAAAACAGCCUUCUCAUAUACCAUCUCCCAAAAACUAAGGCUUGUCCAAAAGAUACAUUUUGAUUAGAAGGAACGUCUUUAGAGUCCCAUCCAACAGAUAAAUAGCCUCAUGUUAAAAAAAAAUGUAACUAUGUUUGCACAAGUAUAUUAUACACUACAAGGCCUGACGCAAACAAGGGGUUUGUACAAGAAAAUCCUGUUUGGUUUUUCUCUCUCUAGGGUUAUACAUGCUACCUCUUGUUUUAUGGUCCAGGUACCACCUGGGAGUAGCUUCUUUUAGCCCAAUUGUGCUUUUCGCUAAGGAAAACUUUCCUAAUGUAUAUCAGUCUUAUCCAGCCUAACAAGGUCAGUACAGCCUCAAAAUACCAGGCAAUUCCCCUCUGAACAAGGGAAAUGGCAACCUCAGAUCCCCAGGGUCAUACUACAAAUACAUACACAAAGAUAAGCGUCUACCAGGAAUGAGCAAAACCUCAGUAGCUUGUUCUAUGGCCCAGUUACCACCUGGGAGUAGCUUCUUUUAGCCCAAUUGUGCUUUUCACAGAAGAAACACAUAGCUCCUCCCCUUGUCAUUAAGACUCCACUCUUAGUCUUCCUAUUCCAGAGUGAAGAAUACACAUGUAUGGAGGUAUACAUUACAGCACUGGGUGUGCUAAGAGCAAAACUGACAAACAUCAAAUGCUAGUAAACCCUCAUUAACUGAACACCCCUAAUUUAAUUACUUUUGAAAUGGACUUAUUAUGUUGGUAAGAAUGACUAUCCAGUCCCUUUGGGGACUCGUGAACACCUAUGCUGUAUAUUAUGGUUACCUGUCACUUGUGUACACACAGUGCAUUGAGAUAGGUUCCAGUAAAGGACAGUAAUCAGCACAGACCCUGCAUAUAUUCUCUGAUGAAAUACGGCAUCAGCAAAUCUGGACUUUUGUAAACCUGUGCUAAUAAAUUAUCAUUUGUCUAUCUGCAAUUGCCCCCCCACAGACAGAAAGUAGUGCACCUGCACAGACUGCCAUGUACUGAAUUACUGCAGUGUUUAUGCCGCUCUGCACUGGGACUCCCGGCAGCAAACUCUUUGGGCCCUGGCUGGUCCUCAUAAUAUUCAGCGGAAGAGCUGCUGCUUAACUCUUUCACUUCUGCAUCUCAACACAGGAAUGCCCAGUGACCAAGUGAGAUGCUCUCGCAGUAAAAGGGUUACAGAGACCAUUUUUUUUUGCUUUGUAUUAUUUAUUGGAAGAUUGAUAUUUAUUUGUUUUGAUUCCUCAUGCUUCAUUAAAAUUCUUGGACCUCUGA